Molecule: messenger RNA, 1566 nt
Organism: Anarrhichthys ocellatus (wolf-eel)
Lineage: Eukaryota; Metazoa; Chordata; Actinopteri; Perciformes; Anarhichadidae
Gene: mthfd2
Product: methylenetetrahydrofolate dehydrogenase (NADP+ dependent) 2, methenyltetrahydrofolate cyclohydrolase
Exons: 8
Coding region: 73-1089 (338 amino acids)
Biological process (GO): tetrahydrofolate interconversion
Cellular component (GO): mitochondrion
Molecular function (GO): methylenetetrahydrofolate dehydrogenase (NAD+) activity; methenyltetrahydrofolate cyclohydrolase activity; methylenetetrahydrofolate dehydrogenase (NADP+) activity
Source: RefSeq, a predicted model, not a curated record
GCUCUGUCAGCCCGGGUGGUGGUGUGUUACGUAAGCGGCCGCGGUGUCUCUUCCUCCUCUCAGCCGGUCAGAAUGGCAACGAUCAGGGCUCUCAGGAAACUGUGCCAACACUCCCAGCAUCAAGUCUGUAAACUGCACACGACCGCCUCGAGACAGGAGGCGGUGGUCAUCUCAGGAAGGAAACUAGCACGACAGAUUCGAGAGGAGACCCGGGCCGACGUGGAUAAAUGGGUUUCAGCCGGCCACAGGAGACCCCAUCUGAGUGUGAUUCUGGUGGGAGAAAACCCAGGCAGUCACUCCUACGUCCUGAAUAAGACACGAGCUGCAGCUGAUGUCGGAAUCUCUAGUGAGACGAUUCUCAAGCAUUCAGACAUCAGUGAGGAGGAGUUAUUGGACCUGAUCUACAAAAUCAACACAGACCAUCGUGUGGACGGCCUGCUGGUCCAGCUGCCUCUGCCAGAUCACAUUGAUGAGCGUGCAAUCUGCAAUGCAGUUUCCCCAACCAAGGAUGUGGACGGCUUCCACGUCCUAAAUGUGGGUCGCAUGUGCCUGGAUCAGUCCACCAUGCUCCCUGCCACUCCCUGGGGAGUCUGGGAAAUUAUUACUCGCACAGGUAUUCCUACUAUUGGGAAGAAUGUUGUAGUUGCAGGACGCUCCAAGAAUGUGGGCAUGCCCAUCGCCAUGUUACUGCAUACGGACGGCCGUCAUGAGAGGCCCGGAGGCGAUGCCACGGUCACUAUUUCUCACCGUUACACUCCAAAGGAUCAACUUCGCCAACACACUAAAAUCGCUGAUAUCGUUGUGGCAGCUGCAGGGAUUCCAAACCUCAUUACCGCGGACAUGAUCAAAGAGGGAGCAGCGGUGAUCGACGUUGGAAUAAACAGAGUGCAGGACCCGGUCACCGGAAAAAGCCGACUGGUUGGAGAUGUGGAUUUUGAAGGCGUGAGACAGAAGGCGGGCUUCAUCACCCCUGUGCCCGGAGGUGUGGGACCCAUGACCGUGGCAAUGCUAAUGAAGAACACUAUCAAAGCGGCUAAGAACGUUCUGUUAUAUCCCCAAGAGAGGAUCCGCAUGGCGGCUGCGUCCUAAUGGGCUGAAGAAAAUCCAAGCCACUGCGACACAUUCCACCCCCUCAUUUGUUACUUGGAGCAACCUGACGAGCUCCCCUUGCACAUGGACUGGAAAGAUGAUAGCUUCAAGGCUCUCUUCCUGCUGACAUCUGUCCUAACUUCAAGUCCAGCCAUGUUCCGACUGUUACAUUCACUCAUGCAGCUGCAACUUUUAUGUUUCAGUAUUCAUGAUGCAAUGUUUUGCUUUGGACUUUUAAGGAAUCAAGAACCAUUUUAUUUAUUGCCACGUUGACAUACUAUUUAAGCAUGGAUGGAUGCAGCAUUUUAAACGGAGCCUUUCAGGCCUGUCUGUUGUGCUUCUUUCCGUUAGUUUAGCCUUAAGUACCAAGAGUGACGAGGGCUAACACCAUCAGGAACACGUAUGUUUGUCAAUAAAUGAGCUUUAAAGAUUCACAAUUGCCUUUGUAAAAAUUUUGAAAUAAAUAUUGGAAAUAUG